Rotaria socialis is the source of this 1080-nucleotide messenger RNA. The record is from the annotation of a GenBank genome assembly. Lineage: Eukaryota; Metazoa; Rotifera; Eurotatoria; Philodinida; Philodinidae.
AUGUCAUCAACAUCUUCUUCAAAAGCACGCUUAAAUAACAAAUAUGAAGAAAACUUGUCGAUAAAUACACUUGCUCGCUCUAGACCUUAUAGAAGAAAAUUUACAACCCAAAACCUUGAACUCGAAAUAUCCUUUUUGCAAGAAAACACUACCAAUGUGGAUAGAGAAUAUGUUGAGAGAGCUUUGCAACAGCAUCAUGUACAAUUAUGCUAUGUACAAGAAGUAGUCGAAUAUGAUUGGCAACGUCGUAUUAAAGAUUUUGAAAAAUACAUCUACUCUGAUGAUGCUGAAGGUGUCGAUGCAGCCAUCGAGAAAAUGAUUAGUGAACAUAAGGUGUUUUCGCAACAAAAAUUUUCAACAUUUGGUGUCACAUGGAAACCAUUUAUCAAUAGUGAAACAACGAGAAGUGAAUUAAAGCAAGUUAAUAUUCAACUCUCACAAAAAACUUCGCUCGAUCGUAAAAAUCAAUGCAUUUCGGAGUUCAAUAAACAAAUAGGAAUGCUUAUGGCUUCGAAUAGGACCGUUCCAGAAAAAUAUGGAAAACUUAAAAUGGAGUUGGAAAUUUGUCUUCGUCAAUACUACGAUAAACUUCCAUGGCCAUUGAACGAUCAAACUAUUGGCGCAGUAGAUGAUGAGCUACAACAAAUUUUCUAUCGAGUAAUGCAAAAUCUUUUUACGCCAGAAGUUAAAGAACAAUUAAAACGUGAUCGAAUGGCACAAAUGGAAAUGAUGUCGAAAUUAAAUUUAGGGAACAAUGAAUCAUUCCUAUGGGUUUACUGUGUUGGUUGCCGACGGAUUUUUGCUGGAAGAACUCGUGGCUGUGUGAACGUAACUUGUUCCCAGUUUAAUAAUAAAGUAGGCGUUAGAAUUGUUGACCAUGGAUGUGGUAUAACAUUUGAAUGGGCUAAAGCUCAACCAGUUCCAAUCAAUACUUUGUCUUCGGACAUAUGGUUUUCCAGUAUUGAAACCGAUCAACGAGCUGAUUUCGUAAAAAAUUUGAUAUCUGAUGUGACGGAUGAUGCUCGAAAUAUUUCCAGUGCCGGUGCAAAUGGAUCGGGUUGGUCUUUUCCGAUGAAGUAG